This is a messenger RNA of Blepharisma stoltei, 739 nucleotides long. Lineage: Eukaryota; Ciliophora; Heterotrichea; Heterotrichida; Blepharismidae. The record is from the annotation of a GenBank genome assembly.
AUGUCUUCAAUAAGGUGGGUCACUUCAGGUCCUCAGUUCUGGGUCACUAUCUCCUCAUCCGUGAGUGAACAAAAAAUUUUGUUCGCUCGUGGAGUAGGUUUAAUUUGUUUUUAAAAAUCUAUAUAUAAGUUUUAUAUUAAAUUCGAAAUUUAAAAAAAUCUUAAUUCGGAAAGCAAAAAUUAAGCAGAGUUAGCUUGAGAUUGCAUUAUAUUAAUUAUCACUAUAUCAAAAUAUUUUUCAUAAAGCCUUUUGUUUGCUAACGGAGGGUUGGCUUUUGAAUUUUUUUUAAUUGCAUUGUUCGCUCACGGAUGGGGUAGAGUAAGCUACUGCAAAAGCAAGGGAUUGGCAUGAGUACUAAUGGAAUAUGAAAAGCAGCAGAAGAAGAGAAAAUCCAAGACUUAAUUCCAUCAAAGAACUUUUUAAAAAGAAAAGUUAUAGCCAGAAUGUAUGGAGCCGGCUGCAUUUAUAGUGUUUUCUUAUGGAUGGCGCUGUUUGGCCUUAAUUUUCCCACUGGCAAAAUUUUUGGUUUGACCAAACCAUAUGGUACUGGUCGAACCAAAACAUUUUUCCAGUGGGAAAAUCAAGGCCAAACAGCGCCAUCCACAGGAAAUUGCAAUACAAAGCAAAAGCUGAAGACCUCCAGGCAAAAAGAUUAACAAGAGACGGAUGGAAGCUAAAUCCAGUAAAAGCAUUUAAGUUCAUUCAUCCAGAUCUUCGUGGGGAUAUCAAGCUUGAAUAG